Truncatella angustata is the source of this 1081-nucleotide messenger RNA. Its product is annotated as Asp/Glu/hydantoin racemase. The record is from RefSeq and is a predicted model, not a curated record. The coding region runs from base 263 to 1000 and encodes 245 amino acids. Lineage: Eukaryota; Fungi; Ascomycota; Sordariomycetes; Amphisphaeriales; Sporocadaceae. Gene Ontology annotation, molecular function: amino-acid racemase activity. The transcript is spliced from 2 exons.
CAGCAUGCCAACUUUGCCAAGGACGGAAUAUUGAGUUGAUGAACAGCUUUCGCAUUGUCACUUUGAGAACAGAAAACUGCUGAACUAUCAUUACAUUCAAGAUGCCAAUGUUUGUUCUGGACCCACGAUGCUCUACAUGAUCUGGAUUCCACUUUGUUGGUUGUUUCCUGCGAUUCGCGGCCGGGACAUCAGCGCUAGCAAUAGUUGACCGUGUCAGCAUUCCGAAAACCGCAGGUUUGCCCGAUUAAACACACCAGGCACCAUGAAACGCUUACUAUUGUUGGGUGGUAUGACCCCGACCGCAACAGUGCUAUACUACGACACCAUCAAUCGCAUAGUGCGUUCCAAGCUGGGGGCCCGAAAUAACGCAUCGCUCUUCAUGUACAGUGCCAACCUGGAGGAUAUGGUUCAGUUUGCAGGUGCAGGCGACUGGGAUGCUUUUGCAAAAGUUUACACUGAUGCAAUAACGCCGCUGAUCGGACAUGUUGAUGGGGUCGUGAUCUGCGCCAUCCUAGCCCACAGAGUCUCAAGUCAGCUCGCGCGUUCCCUGUCAUCAACAAACGUUCCAUUGCUCCACAUCGCCGAUUAUGUGGCCAAGCAUCUCAAAUCUGAAUACCCGCAUAUCCGUACCCUUGGUCUGUUGGGCCCUCAGAUCACGAUGCAGGAAGUGGACGACCCCGAUUUCUUCAUAGGCCGCCUGCAAAGGCUGGAACAUGAAUUCGAGGUUCUGGUGCCAGAAACGCCAGCGGAUCGGGAGGAAGUGAAUUUCGGGAUGAUGAAUGAAGUCACCAAAGGCGCAGCUGCAGUGACGCCGCAGACCAAGGCAAUGUUCAUCAGGCAUGCUCGGAAGCUCCUCGAACGGGGCGCUCAAGCGAUCAUUUUAGGAAGCACAGAUCUGGGGUUUGUGGUGCAUAAGGAGGACCUCGGCGAAGGCGUUCUUGUCAUUGAGCCGGCUUCGGUGCAUGCCCAGGAGGUCGCAAAAUGGGCAUUACAGGAUUGAUCAAGUGCGUUAUACCGAUGCUAGUGGAUCUGUAUCACUCGCACACUUAGGGGAAAAACCAUAGUGAAAUGAUGAACAAGG